AUGGCGCCAGCUCUGCGAUCCCAGACAUCACAGGACACAGUCGACACACAGCCAAUGACUACAGCAAACACAAACACGAAUAACAAGAAGCAAAAGAAUAAUAACAAGAAGAAGACGCUCGCGUUUGAGCUGACGCAAGCACAAGAUAGUGAACACAUAUUUGAAGGGAAAGUCCAAGAGAUGGGCAAGGAGAUUGACCCAGAAGGCGAGAAAGAUGGUUUACGAAACUCACCAGUUAUGAAACGUACACCACUUCCCAGCGAUAGCCCGUGGCGACGGAAUGAACAUCUACCCCUGGCUUCAGAGACCUUACAGCAAGAGAACAAUGCGCAUACAAUGGGAGGUCCUGGCACAGAACGGACAACGGACACAGCACCAGAGCCCGACGUUCCGGAGGAAGAACAACCAACACCAUCAUCAUCAAAGCCCAUGGUGGCCAUAUCAGUAUCUAGUGACGACGAGUCGACCUUUGGAGAUGCGGCCACACACAAGGAAGUGAUGAAGAUGCUAGACGACGAUGAAUGCGUUAAGGCAGAGGUGCUCCGUGACCUAGGAGAGAUGCGUCCAGCCGAGAUCACAGUGGUGAAAGCAUUUGCGCAUGGCCAAACCAAGAAGGUGUUUGAACGACUCGGAUUUACGGAUGUAGCAUCAGACUCCAAAGAGUUCAUAUCGGAAUACAAUGCUAACCUUGCAACGAUCCUGAUUGGGAGAAGUUUCUGGUCUGAUGAUAAUGGGACCAAUCAACCCAGGCCAAAAGUACACUCAUUUGCAGAGCAGAGGGCUGUCAUACAGAAACGUAUGGAGAAAGGCAAGAAAAAGGCAACAAUACAGCGCCUCGAUGAGGAGAUCGUGCCCAAGAAGGAUAAUAAGGGAAACACUGCACCUGGAGGUGGCAGUGACCCUGAUGAUGAUGAUGACCCUGAUGAUGAUGAUGAUCCAGAUAGUAACAAGGGUCCCCAACGGGAUCUGUUCACUCCUAGACCAUGGCCGAGAGCAACAUCUGCCGCGCCCUCAUCUCAGGCCAUAGAGGCAAAAGUACAAGACCAGGAACGAUGGUUCCAAAAGAUUGUCGAAUUCAUAAGAACGAACUUUGAGAAACGUCUUCAAAUACCAGAUGGCCUCAAACCACCGAGAUGGGAUGCCAAGACAAUGACGAAGUAUAAUGGAUCGGAAUCCAAGGAUAUGUUUUGGCAAUGGCUUAAGAGCGUGGUAUUUGCGUACAGAUCAUCACAACUAGUUAAUGAAUCAGCCCAGCAAGAUACUCGUGAUGCAUUUAAGGAGGCCAAGUGGGCUGAUGGUGAUGGCAGGGUGCAAGGUUGGCAUGAUGCAAUCUUGAGACUGGUUGAAGACAUGGAUGUCGCCCCAGACCAGUACACAAUAAGAGAGAAAUUCAUGGAGGGAUUACCAGACUCGAUACGACUAAAGGCUGACAAGGAACCUGCACGAGAUGAUCUGAACUCGAGAAGGGUUCCAACAAGGGACAACACAGCAAACCGCCAGAAACUGCGGACCUGUGUGUUACCAGUUGUGGAGGCAUCGGACACUGUUGCAGCUAGUGAAAAGUGCCCAGAAUUCGGCAAGAAACCGAUGCAGGCACAGAUGAGAGCAGCCCAUACAAUAAUAAUGGGGACUAUGGAAGGUUUUGAUGAGAGCGAGCACGACAAUCUGAGUGAGGAUCAGAUGUCACCCUGGGAAUCGGAGAAGGAGGAGUUUGACACCCUCGAAUUCGAAGAUUAUACCGGGUUCUCUGAUGCCAAUGAUGACUGGUGA
Molecule: messenger RNA, 1770 nt
Organism: Desarmillaria tabescens
Lineage: Eukaryota; Fungi; Basidiomycota; Agaricomycetes; Agaricales; Physalacriaceae
Exons: 5
Coding region: 1-1770 (589 amino acids)
Source: RefSeq, a predicted model, not a curated record